GCGUACUUCCAGCUUGGCCUCUGGUUCAGAGUUAAACAAAACCGUAACUGAGGCUAUUUGCAACAGUCGCUUGUAAAAUUUCAGAAAUGGGUCUCUUAGCAACUUUUUUUUUUUUUAAUGCGGUAACUCUUUCUGAAAUUAAUUUGCUAACUAGCUGCAAUGUGGAAGAUAACUCGGAGUUUGUCUUACUUAAAUACAAGUUACUGCUAGUGUCUCCUUGCUCUCGUGAUCUUUUAUAAGUAAAUUCAAGAGGCUAUAAGUAUAUUUUUAGAUAAUAGUCUAUUGUAUUGUUCAUGUGAUAAUCUCUGUUUUCAAUGGAGUUUUUGCACAGAGCAGUACUGAAGUAAAUGUAUUUAUUAUGUUUUUUUAACAGCCUGGAUUAUGGGACAGAAUGGGGUCACGAGCGACCCCAACUUGGGGGGAAGCUGUUGCUAGGUGGGAGGUCAGGGCUGCUCUGCAGAGGGGCUUCAGUAGGCUGGAGAAAUGAGCUAAAAAGAGGCCUCAUGAAGUUCAGCAAAGGCAAAUGCAGCAUCCUGCAUGCAGAAUGAAAUAAUACCCUGCGAUGUGACAGGCCAGGGGCCGACUGGGUAGAAAGCAGCCUUGGAGAAAGGACAAGAGAGCCCUAGUGAACAAGGGGUUGUAAAUGAAUCAGCAGUGUGCUCUUGUGGUGAUGAAAACGAACAGUAUGCCGGGCUGCGUUAGUGAGAGUGUAGCAAGCAGGUCAAGUGAAUUGGGUGUUCUUUAACUCUGAUUCUGUUGAAAUACGUUUGCCUUGAUUCUUAUUUCAAAAUCUAGGAAGAAAAGAAGAUUCUCUUCUAUCACCCAAAUGAGGUAGAAAAGAAUGAAAAAAUUAGAAACGUGGGACUAUGCGAAGCUAUAGUACAAUUUACAAGGACCUUUAGUCCAACAAAACCUGCAAAAUCCCUACAUACACAGAAGAAUAGACAAUUUUUCCAUGAACCUGAAGAAAACUUCUGGAUGGUCAUGGUUGUACGGAACCCCAUAAUAGAAAAACAUAAAGAUGGGAAGCCAGUCUAUGAAUAUCAGGAAGAAGAAUUACUGGACAAGGUUUAUAGUUCGGUCCUGCAGCAGUGCUACAGCAUGUACAAGCUUUUCAAUGGCACAUUCCUGAAAGCCAUGGAAGAUGGAGGUGUAAAAGUUCUAAAGGAGAGACUAGAGAAAUUCUUCCAUCGGUACUUGCAGACAUUGCAUUUACAGUCUUGCGACCUGCUGGAUGUGUUUUGUGGAAUCAGCUUCUUUCCAUUGGAUAAAAUGACUUACCUGAAAAUUCAGUCAUUUAUUAAUAGGAUGGAAGAAAGCCUGAACAUAGUCAAGUAUACUGCAUUUCUCUACAAUGACCAGCUUAUCUGGAGUGGACUGGAACAAGAUGACAUGAGAAUUUUGUACAAGUAUCUCACAACAUCUCUGUUUCCAAGGCACAUGGAGCCUGAGUUAGCAGGAAGAGAUUCUCCAAUACGUGCUGAAAUGCCAGGAAAUCUGCAACACUAUGGAAGGUUUCUUACUGGGCCUUUAAAUCUUAAUGAUCCAGAAGCAAAAUGCCGAUUCCCCAAAAUAUUUGUUAACACUGAUGACAGUUACGAAGAGCUUCAUUUAAUUGUAUAUAAGGCUAUGAGUGCAGCCGUCUGCUUUAUGAUUGACGCUUCAAUUCCACCUACACUGGAGUUUUGCCGUAAACUGGACAGCAUUGUUGGGCCUCAACUCACCGUGUUAGCAUCAGACAUAUGUGAACAAUACAACAUCAACAAGAGAAUAUCAGGGGCUGAGAAGGAGCCUCAGUUUAAGUUUAUCUAUUUCAAUCACAUGAACUUAGCAGAGAAGAGUACAAUUCACAUGAGGAAGACGCCCAGUGUAUCACUUGCAUCUGUCCACCCUGACCUCAUGAAGAUUCUCGGUGACAUCAACAGUGACUUCUCCAGAGUUGAUGAAGAUGAGGAAAUUAUUGUGAAGGCAAUGAGUGAUUAUUGGGUAGUUGGGAAAAAGUCUGACCAGAGAGAACUGUAUGUUAUUUUGAAUCAAAAAAAUGCAAAUCUGAUUGAAGUUAAUGAAGAAGUGAAGAAACUUUGUGCAACACAGUUUAAUAAUAUUUUCUUCUUGGAUUGAUCUGCAAAGGGCUGAUUUAUUAAAGAUGUCAACAUCAGACACUUCAACGUGAAAAGUUAUUAGUCAUAUUAUUGACUGGAAUAAUGACAAUAGUAAAGCAAUACUUGCUUUGUAAGAAUCAAAUUUCUACUAAAAUCUGUAAACUGAUCAUAAAAUUUUUAGAUUUUAAAAAUGUUUAUCUGCAAACUAAUUAAAACCAGUCUGAAUUCAUCUGUACCAUUCCAUUCUGAUAUUAUUAUGUGGAUAUUUUACUGGAAAAUAAAACUAAUUGUUACACUUUUAA
Messenger RNA from Struthio camelus australis, 2404 nucleotides. NCBI's taxonomy places the organism in Eukaryota, Metazoa, Chordata, Aves, Struthioniformes, Struthionidae. The record is from RefSeq and is a predicted model, not a curated record.